This is a messenger RNA of Lepus europaeus (European hare), 1361 nucleotides long. It is a transcript of the gene SERPINB7, whose product is annotated as serpin family B member 7. The coding region runs from base 1 to 1143 and encodes 380 amino acids. The transcript is spliced from 7 exons. Gene Ontology annotation, molecular function: serine-type endopeptidase inhibitor activity. Lineage: Eukaryota; Metazoa; Chordata; Mammalia; Lagomorpha; Leporidae. Gene Ontology annotation, biological process: negative regulation of endopeptidase activity. The record is from RefSeq and is a predicted model, not a curated record.
AUGGCCUCCCUUGCUGCAGCAAAUGCGGAAUUUUGCUUCAAUCUCUUCAGGGAGAUGGAUAACAAUCACGGCAAUGGAAAUGUGUUCUUUUCCUCUUUGAGCCUGUUCACUGCCCUGGCCCUGGUCCGUCUGGGUGCCAGAGGUGACUGUGCUGCUCAGAUCGAUAAGAUGCUUUAUUUCAACACUGUCUCGGGACACAGAAACUCUUCAAAUAGUCAGCCAGGACUACAAUCUCAAUUGAAAAGAGCCCUUGCUGAUAUAAAUGCAUCUCACAAGGAUUAUGAACUCAGCAUUGUCAACGGUCUUUUUGCAGAAAAGGUGUUUGACAUUCAUAGGAAUUACAUCGAGUGUGCUGAAAAACUGUACAAUGCCAAAGUGGAACGAGUUGACUUUACAAAUGAUGUAGAGGAUACUAGAUAUAAAAUUAAUAAAUGGAUUGAAAAUGAGACACAUGGCAAAAUUAAGAAAGUGUUUUCUGAUGGUGGCAUAAGCUCAUCUGCUGUCAUGGUGCUGGUGAAUGCUGUGUACUUCAAAGGCAAGUGGAAAUCUGCCUUCACCAAGAGUGAAACGUUAAACUGCCGUUUCAGAUCUCCCAAGUGUUCUGGGAAAUCAGUGGCCAUGAUGCAUCAAGAACGGAAGUUCAAUUUGUCUGCCAUUCAGUACCCAGCCAUGCAGGUCCUUGAGCUCAGAUAUCAUGGUGGCAUAAGCAUGUACAUUUUGCUGCCCGAGAUUGACCUGUCACAAGUUGAAAACAAACUGACCUUUCGGAAUCUAAUGGACUGGACCAGUCCAAGAAGAAUGAAAUCUCAGUAUGUUGAGGUGUUUCUUCCUCGGUUCAAGAUAGAGAAGAAUUAUGAAAUCAAAGAACACCUGCGAGCCCUGGGGCUGAGUGAUAUCUUUGAUGAAUCAAGAGCUGAUCUCUCUGGCAUCGCCUCGGGAGGUCGCCUCUACAUAUCGAAACUGAUGCACAAAUCAUUCAUAGAGGUUUCUGAGGAGGGAACCGAGGCAACAGCUGCCACAGGAAACAACAUUGUAGAAAAGCAACUCCCUGAAUCUACAGUGUUUAGAGCUGAUCACCCAUUCCUAUUUGUCAUCAGGAAAGAUGACAUCAUCUUGUUUAGUGGCAAAGUCUUUUGCCCUUGAAAAUCCUGUUAGUUUCUAUUCGUAGUCCCUGCCACAGCAAAGAAACAUCACAAGUGAAUAGAUUUAGUUGGAAGCAUGUGGUGUUGCUCUCGAGUUGAUUUCUUCCUGACAUUGGCCAGCAGAUGAUAUUGGUGACUUGACCCUUCUUGAACGCCUGGUUGAUUGUCUUGAUCCCUGCUUUUAGCAUUCCUGCCACCAUUUGCCUCACCCAUUUCUGA